GAUUGUUCGCGAAUGUUACCUACCUACAUCAUACAGGAAUUUAUAAAAUUAUACCUACUUCAAUUUUGUAAAUAAUACAACCGAUUCACAGCGUUUGAUUUUUUUUUUUAAAUUUUUAAUCAAUUUUCGAGAUCAUUUGCGAGCUUUCAUUUCAAAUUUAAUAAUUAAAUUCGUGUGCAUCAUUUCAACGUAAUAUUUUAACUUCAUCGCAUCAGUUUUGUGCGCAAAGAGAGACCUUAUCGAAUAAUUCAACUGAGUAAUAUGAAACGGCAUCGUUACACUUUUUUGUUGAUUUUUUUUAUAUCAACGGUUUCGCAGAAGAACGCGAAUUGCGAUAAUGAAUCGUCAUCGAAAAAAGACAGCAAGCCAAGUAUCAAAAUAGACGUUAUUUUAUUGCUAUCUAGAAAUGGAGGUGACGGCAAAUGUGCGGACGAAUUUCAUCCGGAUGCAUUACAAAACGUGGAAGCGUUAUACUAUGCGCUGGAUUUAAUACAAAAAGACGACAAACUUUCGCAAAAAUUCAAUUUAACAGUAGAUAUAAUGGAAGUUUGCAGGAUUCCCAACCUAGAAUUGAAACAUCUUUCAAAAUUAUACGAUCAAUUAAAGGUGGAUCCGAUAGAACAUGAGAAUGCAACCUUUGGACUCAUUUAUGACACUGUUUUCACAACAUUCAAUUAUGAAAAUAUUUUCGACACGUUUCGUACCUUCCCUCACAUCAGCUAUUCAGGGCCUCCGACGAAAUUGAACGACGCGGAUGUGAUUGCGCCGCAAUUUACGUUUGAUUUUAUCACUUCAACAUCCGGUCAUAUUUUCAUAGCAGACGUUAUACUGGAAAUUUUGAAUCAUUUCAAGUGGAAAUAUGUUACAGUACAUGAUCCUCAAUCAGGUUCUAGAGACGGCCAAUAUGAAAUGGCCAAGUUUUUUGAGAGACGCGUUGAGAAAUUAGCUGAGAGCAACGAUAUAUGCAUAGUCAAUGUAAAAGAAUCGAUUAUUGAAGCCGCCGAAAAUGUACUAACACAAACGCAUACUCGCACGAGUAGUAUGGCCGACGUAAUCCUUUGUUUUUGCGAUCAACAAGCCAUCGAAAAUUUAAAGGACCAAUUGCAAAACCGAAAUAAAAAAUACGUUGUAAUUGUGGGAAAUACAGAGCUAUGUUGGACAAACAAAGUGGAAUGGAAUUCAACUUUGGGAGACCUGUACUAUGUCACGCCAUCGUUUCAAUAUAAUGAAAAUUUCUACCAUUACUACACUUCGUUGUCAGAGGAAAAUUAUACGAGAUAUCCCUAUCUUGAGAAGUUCAGGAAACGGUACUCCAAAUAUGACCGCAAAAAAAUGUCUAAUGGUACGAGUAUGUACACACAUACCUAUCAGAAUAAUUCAAAUUCAGCGAUUAACAUCAUCAAAUCACUAUACACAAUGGCUCAUGUUAUAAAACGAACAUUUGAUUCAAAAUCAAAGAAGGACAGAUAUGAAGCAAAAAGUGUGCUUCGCAACAUCGAAUUUAAUAUAUUCAACGAAAAUAUAAGUUUUACUGAACGCAGUGGUCUACCACGGAUAGAAAAAUUUGAUAUACACAAAUUUCAAGCAGUACAAAAUGAAUCCGGAUAUUUCAUCAGAGUGGCUGAAUAUUUGAAAACCAAUCACACGGAAUAUAACGAAGGAAAAAAUCAUAGUUCACGAAUACAAGGUAACCUGACCAUAUUGGAUGCGAGUUUCCAAUAUCCAAAACACUAUCCGAUGCAGAGAUGCAGCGUACCAUGUCCAGCCACAUACAUCCGGACAAAUCAUGAAAACCAAUGUUGUUGGAAAUGCGAAAAAUGCGACAUUUUUUCCAUACCACACAGGGAUGGCACUUCGUGCGAAAAAUGUGGAGAAGGUUUAAUGGCGAAUCAAAAUUACACCGCGUGUAUACCUUCACCUUUAUUUGGUAUUCUACAAAUACCAACCGAGUGCACUGAUAUUCAGAAUUUGUUAUCCAUCGGACUUUCUUCACUCUCCAUCAUAUUGACAGCGGUCGUACUAUUGGUGUUUGUCAAAUAUCAAAAUACUCCGGCUGUCAAGUCAACCACCAAAGAACUAUGUUAUGUUAUGUUUGCUGGUAUUAUUUUGGUCAACACUACAAUCCUCAUUUCGACGGUAACCUCAAAUUUUUUGACAUCAGAUGUCAAAGUUUUACCAGCAAUUGGUUUUACAAUGAUAUACGCUGCUUUACUGGUGAAAACUAAUCGAAUCGCACGUCUACUGGUCACGUCUAAACAUAGAUUCGCCAACAUGAACCUCAAAUAUUUGUCACUGAAGGCUCAGAUCAUCAUAACCGCGAUUCUUAUUGCAAUAGAAAUAGUAAUAUGCUGGUUCGCAGUGAAAUUUCAAGAUCCAGAUCCAGACAUCAAUGGAAGUGACUUCAUUCUGAAAAUGUAUUACUUGGACAGGGUAUUUUUAUUCAAAAUAUUCGCUUUCGUCACCCUGUUGAUAUUGCUUUGCACUUAUUACGCGGUCAAAACACGAAAUCUGCCAGAAAAUUUCAACGAGGCCAAGUGCAUUGGUUUUGCGAUGUACACAACAGUACUCACAGCAAUCGCUUCCAGCACGGUAUACUUUACUACUGAUGAGAAAAAAGUAUUAGCGAUGAACGUAUGCGCUUCGAUUAAUACUCUGAUAAUUUUGAUUUUCUUGUUUUCGCCAAAAUUGUACAUCAUCUUGUGGAAGCCUGAGAGGAAUACUAUAGUCUUCUUUUCACCUGUUACAUCCGGUAUUCGCAGUUAUAUGGGAAAGGAAUCACGUACCAAUUCACGCAAACCAUUGAAUCAGUGUUACUCGCUCGAAAACUCAGGACCACAAUCAAGCUUGAAUAAUGCAGCAGAGAAUUUGAAGGAGCAUGAUCGAAGUGUCGCAGUAAAGGUUAUCGAAGAAAUUGACAUUCUACACAAAGAAAUAAAUUUAGAUUUGAAGGAGAAAUUCAAAACAGGCGAUUUAAAACUUGAUGAAAUAAUGGAUAAUCUGCAAAAAGCGUAUUCUGAAAAGACUGAGAACAUAAAACUGAAAUAUAUUGUCGAAGCGGAUCGGACGGAGAAAAAUGCCGUUAAGUAAAAAACAAGACUACCUAUUUCCAAGAUACACCUUCAAACACUCCAAAUGAAUGAAUUUGAAUGUGGAGC
Planococcus citri (citrus mealybug) is the source of this 3155-nucleotide messenger RNA. Its product is annotated as metabotropic glutamate receptor 1-like. The transcript has 16 exons. NCBI's taxonomy places the organism in Eukaryota, Metazoa, Arthropoda, Insecta, Hemiptera, Pseudococcidae. Gene Ontology annotation, molecular function: G protein-coupled receptor activity involved in regulation of postsynaptic membrane potential; adenylate cyclase inhibiting G protein-coupled glutamate receptor activity. Gene Ontology annotation, cellular component: postsynaptic density membrane; plasma membrane. Bases 262 to 3087 code for a protein of 941 amino acids. The record is from RefSeq and is a predicted model, not a curated record. Gene Ontology annotation, biological process: regulation of synaptic transmission, glutamatergic; G protein-coupled glutamate receptor signaling pathway.